Messenger RNA from Coregonus sp. 'balchen', 12248 nucleotides. NCBI's taxonomy places the organism in Eukaryota, Metazoa, Chordata, Actinopteri, Salmoniformes, Salmonidae. The record is from the annotation of a GenBank genome assembly.
AUGCUCUCUCUCCAGUUUAGUUUCGGGGGUCUCUGUAUGCUGUAUGGAACGGUGAACCACAACUUGCCGUCGCACUCCAUAUUGGUCCAGACCUCCAGCGCCCCCUCUCUCUGUUACUUUGUCUUUUCUAUCUCAGUGUGUGUAGCAGUCUUUAGUUUCUUUAUAUCACUGUACUGGAUAUGUGCAUGCUUCCAGACUCAAGACUGUAACAGGUGAGUGUGUAUGGGGGAGGGGGGUUUGUGUGUGUCAGGGGGGAUUGCGUGUAUGUGUAUGGAGGGGGGACGGGGUUGUGUGUGUGUGUGUCUACAUACGUUAUUUUACAUGACUCAAUGAUAGGUGUGACACAACUUAUUGUAUGUCCUAUGAGACUUUCUGUGGGGGUGCAUGUCAUGCCGAGACGUUGUAAGAUCAGCAAUGUAACUUAACCUCAUGACAUAUGACUGAAUCUGACCGUGUGUGUGUGUGUGUCAUGCCAAUAUGUUUACAUUUUGAAACCAUUCUAUGCAUAAUGCAACAUUUUGCGAUGUCUAUCUAACCUGUGUGUGUGUUUCCAGAACACGUCUGGGGCUGAACGUGACCCUGGUGUUGUGUGGCGUGUUCCUCUUCUUCCUCCUGGUGACGGGGUGUGUGUUGAAGAUGGGAAGAGACUCUCUGUGUGACUCUGUCCUACACACUGUCCCCAACAUCACCAGGUACGAUACACAUCUAGCUAAACUUCGGCAGUAGCUUUUCUUCAUAUCAAAUGUGUGAUUACUCCUACCGAUACGAGUAGAGUCAAAUCCCAAAAUAAAUCAAAUCUGUUAUUUCUCAACUUUACUGUGAAACUUAAUACAAGCCUUUUCCCAACAAUGCAGAGUUAAAAAGUAAGAAAAAUAGAAAAUAGUAACACAAUACAAUAACGAGGCUAUAUACAAGGAGUAGCAUUACUGAGUCAAUGUGCAGGGGUACCAGGUAUUAUAACACAAUAAAACAGUAAUGAGGCUAUAUACAAGGAGUAGCAUUACUGAGUCAAUGUGCAGGGGUACCAGGUAGUAAUGAGGCUAUAUACAAGGAGUAGCAGUACUGAGUCAAUGUGCAGGGGUACCAGGUAGUAAUGAGGCUAUAUACAAGGAGUAGCAUUACUGAGUCAAUGUGCAGGGGUACCAGGUAGUAAUGAGGCUAUAUACAAGGAGUAGCAGUACUGAGUCAUGUGCAGGGGUACCAGGUAGUAAUGAGGCUAUAUACAAGGAGUAGCAGUACUGAGUCAAUGUGCAGGGGUACCAGGUAGUAAUGAGGCUAUAUACAAGGAGUAGCAGUACUGAGUCAAUGUGCAGGGGUACCAGGUAGUAAUGAGGCUAUAUACCAGGUAGUAUAUGAAACUUAAUACAAGCCUUUUCCCAACAAUGCAGAGUUAAAAAGUAAGAAAAAUAGAAAAUAGUAACACAAUACAAUAACGAGGCUAUAUACAAGGAGUAGCAUUACUGAGUCAAUGUGCAGGGGUACCAGGUAGUAAUGAGGCUAUAUACAAGGAGUAGCAGUACUGAGUCAAUGUGCAGGGGUACCAGGUAGUAAUGAGGCUAUAUACAAGGAGUAGCAGUACUGAGUCAAUGUGCAGGGGUACCAGGUAGUAAUGAGGCUAUAUACAAGGAGUAGCAGUACUGAGUCAAUGUGCAGGGGUACCAGGUAGUAAUGAGGCUAUAUACAAGGGGUAGCAGUACUGAGUCAAUGUGCAGGGGUACCAGGUAGUAAUGAGGCUAUAUACAAGGAGUAGCAGUACUGAGUCAAUGUGCAGGGGUACCAGGUAGUAAUGAGGCUAUAUACAAGGAGUAGCAGUACUGAGUCAAUGUGCAGGGGUACCAGGUAGUAAUGAGGCUAUAUACAAGGAGUAGUAGUACUGAGUCAAUGUGCAGGGGUACCAGGUAGUAAUGAGGCUAUAUACAAGGAGUAGUAGUACUGAGUCAAUGUGCAGCGGUACCAGGUAGUAAUGAGGCUAUAUACAAGGAGUACCAGUACUGAGUCAAUGUGCAGGGGUACCAGGUAGUAAUGAGGCUAUAUACAAGGAGUAGCAGUACUGAGUCAAUGUGCAGGGGUACCAGGUAGUAAUGAGGCUAUAUACAAGGAGUAGCAGUACUGAGUCAAUGUGCAGGGGUACCAGGUAGUAAUGAGGCUAUAUACAAGGAGUACCAGUACUGAGUCAAUGUGCAGGGGUACCAGGUAGUAAUGAGGCUAUAUACAAGGGGUAGCAGUACUGAGUCAAUGUGCAGGGGUACCAGGUAGUAAUGAGGCUAUAUACAAGGGGUAGCAGUACUGAGUCAAUGUGCAGGGGUACCAGGUAGUAAUGAGGUAAUAUAGACUCCUCUUUUCUUUAGAUGUCAUGUUUUCUGAAUUGUGUGGCCAGUAGUUUGUAAAUCUAGAUGUUUGUAAACAUUCCUAUAGAAAAUGAAUGAAUUCCUGAUUUCCUCCCUCCAUCCAUCUAGAUGUGAAGAGGCUCAGUCUAGGACCUGGAUCAGUCCUUACACUGGAACACAGUUCUACACUGGACUAUACAGGGCUGGGGUCAGUAUUAACACACAGACAGUUCUACACUGGACUAUACAGGGCUGGGGUCAGUAUUAAAACACAGACAGUUCUACACUGGACUAUUAAGGGCUGGGGUCAGUAUUAACACACAGACAGUUCUACACUGGACUAUACAGGGCUGGGGUCAGUAUUAAAACACAGACAGUUCUACACUGGACUAUUAAGGGCUGGGGUCAGUAUUAAAACACAGACAGUUCUACACUGGACUAUACAGGGCUGGGGUCAGUAUUAACACACAGACAGUUCUACACUGGACUAUACAGGGCUGAGGUCAGUAUUAACACACAGACAGUUCUACACUGGACUAUACAGGGCUGAGGUCAGUAUUAACACACAGACAGUUCUACACUGGACUAUACAGGGCUGAGGUCAGUAUUAACACACAGACAGUUCUACACUGGACUAUACAACGCUGAGGUCAGUAUUAACACACAGACAGUUCUACACUGGACUAUACAGGGCUGAGGUCAGUAUUAACACACAGACAGUUCUACACUGGACUAUACAGGGCUGGGGUCAGUAUUAACACACAGACAGUUCUACACUGGACUAUACAGGGCUGAGGUCAGUAUUAACACACAGACAGUUCUACACACAGACAGUUCUACACUGGACUAUACAGGGCUGAGGUCAGUAUUAACACACAGACAGUUCUACACUGGACUAUACAGGGCUGAGGUCAGUAUUAACAGAAAGUUAUCGGACGUCAGGUCUCAUUAACAGGGACUAUUAUUUACUUAUACUCUCCUUCUUCUUCUCUCCCUACUUCCUCUUCUUCUUCUCUCCCUCCUUCCUCUUCUUCUUCUCUCCCUCCUUCCUCCUAUUCUUCUCUCCCUCCUUCCUCCUAUUCUUCUCUCCCUCCUUCCUCCUAUUCUUCUCUCCCUCCUUCCUCUUCUUCUUCUCUCCCUCCCUCCGUCCUCUUCUUCUUCUCUCCCUCCUUCUUCUUCUCUCCCUCCUUCCACUUCUUCUUCUCUCCCUCAUUCCUCUCCUUCUCUCAACAGACGGCGGUGUGGGUGAACUUAUUUUUAUGGAUUCUGAUUGGCAUGCUGGUGGUGAUCCAGAGCGGUUACGGGUCAGAUUUCGGAAUGAUGGCGGGCGACACUAUAGCCACGUCCUCUGAGACAGAACCUUUUUUCUAACACCUGGCCAGCAGUGACUCAUAACCGUCUCACCGUACGAUCUGUUGGCGAGACACACACCACAGAGACACGCGCUCAAACACACACAAAGGCAGACACACACAUGGGGACACACACACACACACACACAUACUCCUCACUGUCUGACCUGUUAGAGAAUGAAUGAACCUUAGCCUGUAUGUGUGUUUCCAGGGAGAGUGUGUGUUUCCAGAGAGAGAGAGUGUUAUGAUGAGUUUCUGGUAUUGAGAAGUUCAAGAUGCAAGAAUUUACUUAGACAUUCUGUGGAGAUUUAAUUUUUUAUUGGAUCACGAACGCCCGUGUGUUCAUCUAACAAACGGACAUAGCUCUGCUCUUUGUCACUUGAACUGCCCACACACACAAAUCUCACAGCUUUUAUACUCUUGGUUAUCCUUCCUUUCACAUACCUCUGGCCAUCGUCAAUGAGCACUCCCAUUCUUUUAUGUUAUUACUCUUUACCCCAAGUCAUAUAUCCUGUCCGUCCAUCAUGCUAUCCUAAACAUCAGUAAUCUCCUUUGACAUAAGGAAUGUAGACUCAGUGGACCCAAGUCAAUUAUCCCCUAACUCUUCCCUGGUCCACACAAUACUAUGACAUGACAUCAUUACAGAGAGAGAGAGAGAGAGAGUCCUCUCACACACAGUCACACUUCUACAACUGUUCCUGGGGUCGGUGUAUAUGUGUACUUCAGUUUGAGUACUGCAGCCCAGUGAAGCACAGAUGGUCUACCUAUCUCUCUCUGCACUGGAAUAAAGGAUAUUACACAUAUGGUAACAUGUAGUGUCACUGUAGCUUUCACCUUGUUUUGAAACAGUUUCACUGAGAACAAGUCAUUUACCUUUUGCUAAAAGCUGUUAUUAUACGUUUCUCUGUGGUCCCUCCAUCCGCAGUAUUUUCUCUUUCUGUAUUUAGGGAGAGAGGUGUGUGUGUGUGUGUAGAGAAGUGUGUGACUGGCUGACAGGAACAUCAAUUGUCUCAGAUAAUAUCUGUGUGUGUGUGUCCCAUUCAGGACCACAGCCCAAACCAAGGCUACUGCACCACAGUCAGCAUUCAGCAAUGUCACACUGUCCUACGCAAACACACACUUUAAAAUGCCUUCCUGACUACUAAGAAACUAAGCAACCGUUUUCUUACUGCAUUCCCUUUCUGCCUGCAAUUAUUUGUACUUUUUUAUUUUAUGAAUAUUGAAAAGCAAAAAUUUGUAUUUUGAUUUGAAUGAAUUAUUGUUUCUCUUUUUACAGAAUUUUAUAAAACAGUUAUCGACCAAUAAAGAUGCAUUUGUGUGUCAGUCUUUCCUUUUCGUUCUAUAGAAUGUUACUGCAUGGGUUGGGCAACAGUACUGCUGUAGAGUUCAAGGGGGUGCAGGCUUUUGUUCCAGCACUGCACUAAUACACACACCAGGAGUUUGACUGGACAGAUUGGGAACCAUACUGUGUAGACAGCUGCGGAGGGAGAGAGGGAGGGGGAGAGAGACGUGAUAGAACCAGAGCAGAAAGGAGAGAGCACAGAUGGAAGACAGGAUCCAGAGAUGCCAGUUUGACUAACUGGCUAAUCUCUACGAAAUGACAGAUAGGCUACUGUAGGCCAGCCAGAUGUCCUCCUAGUGUUUCUUUUCAACGCUAGACUACUGUAGGCCAGCCAGAUGUCCUCCUAGUGUUUAUUUUCAACGCUAGACUACUGUAGGCCAGCCAGAUGUCUCUGGCUGUGUUCGAAUACCCAUACUGUAUACUACAUACUAUAAAUUCAUUUUAGUAUACUGUAAACGAACGGUAUCGUUUCAGUUGAGCGUACUAGCUAAGCCUGUCUACCGGAAGUUGAUGCUGUUGCUAUGCAACCUCUUGCUAGCUUGUUAGCAUAACAAAUGACUAGCUAGACGUUUUACGAGUUCGGGUGUGUUCGUAAAUUCAAUCUGGAGCGCCAGCUGAGCGCUCGUAAAUCCAGCGCGUUGUCAGAUUGUCCGUUCGUAAAUUCAGAGCGCACACUGGCACUGGACGCUCUGGCCGAGGAGUAGGGUUGAUCCGAGCGUUCAACGGCAGUCAAUCACCCAAGCUAACUGGAUAACGUUGGCUAGCUACUUCCAGACACAAAUGAGAGAACACCUCACUCUGACCAUUUUACUCGCCCUAGCAGAGCUGGUUAGGCUGUUUUCAUGUUAUCCAGAGCUUUGGUGACUGUAACUGUGCUGGCAGGAACGUUUACGUUUACUGACACCGGCCAUAUUCAACGGGUGUUGAGCGUUCGUAAAUUCAUCAGUUAUUCUGCGCGAAAAGUGCUCUGAAAUCGGACUAGAUAGCCAGAAUUAACAAUGUCCAUUGAAACGCACAACGACUAUACCACUUAGCUAAGAAUGAUGUGAAUAAUCGAGUCAAUAAACGUUGGGUAGUUAGUUAGAUAGCAGAUAGUUAAUCUACUGUCUGGCAAGUUCGAUGUAUUAGUAGCCAACUAACGUUAGGUAACUAGCUAACAUACCGCUGUAGCAUGAUAUGCUGUUCGUAAGGAUAGCGUAGCUAACAAAUUGUCAGCCAAUAUAACGUGUAACGUAACUUAUUUGAAAAGUAAUUACUUUAUUUCAUUGCUCAACAUGUUCUUCUUCAGUGGGGUUUAUCAUCGGUUGGCAUCCAACGUUAUGGCGCAUUACCGCCACCUACUGUACUGGAGUGUGGGCCAGAGAAUCCUACCUGCCAGCUCCGUUGCUCUAAAAAAGAUAACAAAAUAUUUGAGAUGAUAUCUAAUGACGUUCUACUCAAUAUACUCUUUAAACCAAUUUCCUGUAUCCCCUUCUCCCUCAUACUAGAUCUCAUCCCCUCUCUUUCCCUCUGAUACUGCCCAACCUGUAGCAAUACAUGCUCCACGGUCUCUGUUUCCUGACAAUAAUCACACUUUCCUUAUGGAUGCUUUCCUAUCACAUUUAAUGUCUUAUUCAACUGGCUGUCUCCCACCCUUAAUCUUGUAAAAAUAGCCUCCUCUCUUCUGUCCCUUCCUCCCCUCCCUGACUUUCCUCUGUACUUGAAGUAAAUGCCUUCCCUUUUACAUUUUUAGUCAUUUAGCAGACGCUCUUAUCCAGAGCGACUUACAGUUAGUGCAUACAUUAUUUUAUCGAACCCACAACCCUGGUGUUGAAAACGCCAUGCUCUACCAACUGAGCUACAUCCCUGCCGGCCAUUCCCUCCCCUACCCUGGAUGACGCUGGGCCAAUUGUGCGCCGCCCCAUGGGUCUCCCGGUCGCGGCCGGCUACGACAGAGCCUGGAUUCGAACCAGGAUCUCUAGUGGCACAGCUAACACUGCGAUGCAGUGCCUUAGACCACUGCGCCACUCGUGAGUUCCCUUAUUAUAUCUAUUCCACUGCUCCUGCCAUCUCUGCACCAUCACUGUAUAUAUCUGUCUUUUUGCCUCUGCCUUGCUCAUUGAAACUUCAACAUCCCCACUACUAAGUGCUUGUUUAGCCUGUUCAUCUACUGCCUCGUUCCCCUCCACUACCACAUGGGCUGGGACCCAAGUAAAUCUUAUCUGAAUACCCAUCUGUUUAAUCCUGCCAUGGGUUUGUAGCACCUCAUAAAGCAGGUCAUGGUUCGGGCUAGGCCCCUUAGUUCCAGUGAAGGGAAAUCUUAACGCUACGAUUUUGUGCUUCCAACUUUGUGGCAACAGUUUGGGGAAGGCCCUUUUCUGUUUCAGCAUGACAAUGCCCCCGUGCACAAAGCGAGGUCCAUACAUAAAUGGUUUGUCGAGGUCGCUGUGGAAGAACUUGACUGGCCUGCACAGAGCGCUGACCUAACCCCAUCGAACACCUUUGGGAUGAAUUCGAACACAGACUGCUAGCCAGGCCUAAUCGCCCAACAUCAGUGCCCGACAUCACUAAUGGCUCUUGUGGCUGAAUGGAAGCAAGUCCCCGCAGCAAUGUUCCAACAUCUAGUGGAAAGCCUUCCCAGAAGAGUGGGGGCUGUUAUAGCAGCGAAGGGGGGGACCAACUCCAUAUUAAUGCCCAUGAUUUUGGAAUGAGAUGUUGUCCACAUACUUUUGGUCAUGUAGUGUACCAUGAUGGGAGAUAAAUAGGGUUAGGGUUAGAGAACAGGAGACAGUGUAUGUUGUUAAAAUAAUUAUUUAUUUAACUGCAAAGUCUUAUUUCCAUAUCAGAAGUGUGUGUGUUCACCCCGGGCCUCCAUCGCAGCCUUGGUAUCCAGCUGUUCUUCUCUUCUCUCUCUCCUUCUCUCUCUCCCUUUCCUCGCCCUCCAUCCCGGUCCACCCUUUCCUUUCUCUCCCCCCUUCCUUCUCUUUCAUUUAGAGUGUCUUGCUGAGUUUGCGGUGCAUUCUAUCACUGGCCUCCAUCUGAGCCUUGGUAUCCAGCAGUUCUUCUAGCUGUCUUCUCAUCCGGGCCAUAUCCAGCUGGGUGGCUUGACACUGUUAAAUCAAUCAAUCAAUCAAUAAACAAACCAACCAAUCAUCUAUCAGUCAGUCGAUCAGUUUGUAAAUCUGUCUACCUAUCUAAAUAUCUAUCCUUCCAUCCAUCCACAAAUCAAUCAACACCUCACCUGUUCUCUCAAGCACGCCGACUCCUCCCUCAGUGCCGCGGCGGCCAUAGCUAGCUGCUCACUACGCUCCCGACACUGGGACUGCAUCUUAACUGCGUCGGUUAAAAGGGACUCGACGCUCACCGCUACGGAUUCACACUGGUCCUUAGACAUGAUCUGAAGAGAGAAAGAUGGAGGGAUGAGAGAGGGAAGGAUGGAGGGGAGGCAUUUAGAGACUGGUCCUUUGACAUGGUGAUGACGAUGGUGAUGGUUGGUCUAUAUAUGUGGAGAGAGGGAAGGAGGUGAGGCAUUUAGACACACACACACACUGGACACACACACACCACACAGAUUCACAAAACACUUCUUAUGCAAAAACUUAAGAAGCUUCUUAAGAUAGUUCCUAAGUGCAAUUCCUCAAAAACAUCUUAAGAUUUCAUAAUUUUCCUACAAACUCUCAAAUAUCUUCUUACAAACUUCUUAACUAUCUAUGCACUUAAGAUGAUUGCUGCCAGGCAACCGAUCUAGCUAGCUCUGUAGCUAGCAAUGGCAAUCACGUUAGCAUAUUUCUUACCGAGAUUACUGUUCUAAAAUAUGUUAUUGGGUUUAAAAUAAUCAAUACUGAAACUUUCAGAUUAAGUUUGUGAGUGAAUUAAACAUGAUCAAUUGCUUUCAUUGGCUUAUUUUCUCAAUGCCCUGAGUUCAACAUAAGAAUCUACAGUGGGGAAAAAAAGUAUUUAGUCAGCCACCAAUUGUGCAAGUUCUCCCACUUAAAAAGAUGAGAGAGGCCUGUAAUUUUCAUCAUAGGUACACGUCAACUAUGACAGACAGAAAUUCCAGAAAAUCACAUUGUAGGAUUUUUAAUUAAUUAAUUUGCAAAUUAUGGUGGAAAAUAAGUAUUUGGUCAAUAACAAAAGUUUCUCAAUACUUUGCUAUAUACCCUUUGUUGGCAAUGACACAGGUCAAACGUUUUCUGUAAAUCUUCACAAGGUUUUCACACACUGUUGCUGGUAUUUUGGCCCAUUCCUCCAUGCAGAUCUCCUCUAGAGCAGUGAUGUUUUGGGGCUGUCGCUGGGCAACACAGACUUUCAACUCCCUCCAAAGAUUUUCUAUGGGGUUGAGAUCUGGAGACUGGCUAGGCCACUCCAGGACCUUGAAAUGCUUCUUACGAAGCCACUCCUUCGUUGCCCGGGCGGUGUGUUUGGGAUCAUUGUCAUGCUGAAAGACCCAGCCACGUUUCAUCUUCAAUGCCCUUGCUGAUGGAAGGAGGUUUUCACUCAAAAUCUCACGAUACAUGGCCCCAUUCAUUCUUUCCUUUACACGGAUCAGUCGUGCUGGUCCCUUUGCAGAAAAACAGCCCCAAAGCAUGAUCUUUCCACCCCCAUGCUUCACAGUAGGUAUGGUGUUCUUUGGAUGCAACUCAGCAUUCUUUGUCCUCCAAACACGACGAGUUGAUUUUUUACCAAAAAGUAAUAUUUUGGUUUCAUCUGACCAUAUGACAUUCUCCCAAUCCUCUUCUGGAUCAUCCAAAUGCACUCUAGCAAACUUCAGAUGGGCCUGGACAUGUACUGGCUUAAGCAGGGGGACACGUCUUGCACUGCAGGAUUUGAGUCCCUGGCGGCGUAGUGUGUUACUGAUGGUAGGCUUUGUUACUUUGGUCCCAGCUCUCUGCAGGUCAUUCACUAGGUCCCCCCGUGUGGUUCUGGGAUUUUUGCUCACCGUUCUUGUGAUCAUUUUGACCCCAUGGGGUGAGAUCUUGCGUGGAGCCCCAGAUCGAGGGAGAUUAUCAGUGGUCUUGUAUGUCUUCCAUUUCCUAAUAAUUGCUCCCACAGUUGAUUUCUUCAAACCAAGCUGCUUACCUAUUGCAGAUUCAGUCUUCCCAGCCUGGUGCAGGUCUACAAUUUUGUUUCUGGUGUCCUUUGACAGUUUUUUGGUCUUGGCCAUAGUGGAGUUUGGAGUGUGACUGUUAGAGGUUGUGGACAGGUGUCUUUUAUACUGAUAACAAGUUCAAACAGGUGCCAUUAAUACAGGUAACGAGUGGAGGACAGAGGAGCCUCUUAAAGAAGAAGUUACAGGUCUGUGAGAGCCAGAAAUCUUGCUUGUUUGUAGGUGACCAAAUACUUAUUUUCCACCAUCAUUUGCAAAUAAAUUCAUUAAAAAUCCUACAAUGUGAUUUUCUGGAUUUUUUUUUCUAAAUUUGUCUGUCAUAGUUGACGUGUACCUAUGAUGAAAAUUACAGGCCUCUCUCAUCUUUUUAAGUGGGAGAACUUGCACAAUUGGUGGCUGACUAAAUACUUUUUUCCCCCACUGUAGCUAUCUUGGAAUUAAGAACAUUUCCAAGAAGAAAUCCAACAACUUUAUUUUCAAAAAUCGAAUUUCUUCUUAACUUUUUGCUUAAGGAGAAACAUAAGAAAUAAAGUAAGAACAUUUCCAAUAACUUUUUGAAGAAUAGCAACUUUGCUUAACUUUCUUCAUAAAUCUAUAGUUAAGGGGAAAAAAUGGCAGUUAAGACAUUUCUUCUUAAGAAGGUUUUGUGAAUCUGGGCCCUGGACCCCACAGGUCCAGAGCUUAGCCCGGCAUCUGAAGCUUACUGGCUCUCACCACCAUGCCCCUGGCAUAACAACUAAGGCAGGCCUGAUCAGCCCCACAUUUAAAGCUCUUUAAACACAAACAAAUAUGUGACAGCUGAGGGAUGACACCUAUCUAGGGCUCACAGCAUGGAAUCGGCAGUAUGUGUGUGUGUGUGUGUGCUUGCUUGUGAGUAUCUUGACGCAGACAGAGACGCAGACAGCCAGGUCACGCCCUAUAACCUGCGUGCAAACAAGAUCACCGUCUGGACUCUACAAACAGUAAAACUAACCAUAGCAGAGUCAUGUGUUUAUAGAGUUGGGACAACUUUUAGAAUGUUGAAUAUUGUUCUAAUUCUAGACAUUCAGUUACAUAGCAUUAUUUGUUAACGGGGCACUAACAUGGCUGCCAUAGAAUGGUGUAGUGUCAUGUAAAUAAAUCAUAAUGCAGAAACCGCAUUGGACCAACUCUGGUCUAUAGAUAUCAGUAGCUAGGUGACCAUAGAUGAUAUAGGCAGGGGAGCGCAUCAGUCAAACACAGAAUAUUAAACACUUCAGAUAGAACUGACUGAGUGAUCCAUGAGGCUAGAAGUGGCCUGAAAGAGGCUUACUCCUGGCUUAUCUAUCCUAGCCCUUCAUCCCCUCUCUCUCUCUCUCUCUCUCUCCCUCCCUCCCUCCCUCCCUCCCUCCCUCUCUCUCUCCCUCUCUCCCUCCCUCCCUCCCUCCCUCUCUCCCUCUCUCCCUCCCUCCCUCCCUCCCUCCCUCCCUCCCUCCCUCCCUCCCUCCCUCCCUCCCUCCCUCUCUCCCUCUCUCCCUCUCUCCCUCCCUCCCUCUCUCCCUCCCUCCCUCCCUCCCUCCCUCCCUCCCUCCCUCCCUCUCUCCCUCCCUCCCUCCCUCCCUCCCUCCCUCUCUCCCUCCCUCCCUCCCUCCCUCUCUCCCUCUCUCCCUCCCUCCCUCCCUCCCUCUCUCCCUCUCUCCCUCCCUCCCUCCCUCCCUCUCUCCCUCCCUCCCUCCCUCUCUCCCUCCCUCUCUCCCUCCCUCUCUCCCUCCCUCCCUCCCUCCCUCCCUCCCUCCUGUGUUUUUUUUUGUGGCUUUCACACGCAAGUCAAAUGUACAAAAACAACAAAGACAUCUCAAAUAAAAGUAAUUUUAAAAGUCAAGUCAAUUGCAGGAUUCACACUAUGGGCCUUUUGUAUUCGUUAAUUAGUUCCAUUGCCAUUGCAGUUAACAAGACUUGUCUGCAAUAUUUGACGACAUUAAAGCUUACCGAAGAUGACAGGUGCCUUUUCAAUAUGGAGCACCUUGUUCAGGUAGGUAGAUCCUCAGCUCGUUUUAUUCUCCUGUUAUUCACCGUGUUUUCUGAGGUUCAACUCAACACCGUCUCUCUCUCCUUCAACGAUCUGUCUCUCUUCCUUCUCUUCCGUCGCCAGUGUCUUCCUUCUCUCCCUUGAACAUGCCUGA